AUGAAGUUCGGUGCUGCCCUUCUUGUCAUGGCCACCUCGGCCUUGGCUAACAACCUUCGACGAGGAGACUAUGAAGACUCCGGAGACUACGACAACGGUGGUCACUACGAGGCUCCCGAGAACAACUACGGACAUGAAGACUAUGGCAACAAGCACGAGGUCACCGAGGUUGCUGUCACUUACACGACUACAACCGUCUGCCCCAUCACCUACACACACCACGAGGAGGGACACACCUACUACGAGACUAAGCUUACAACCUCUACACUUGUCGUCGCUGAGACCAAGACCGUUGAUGUGACAGUCAAGCAGCCUGAUGUUACCAAGCACUACACUGAUGUCGAAUAUGUCACCCACACCACUCUGUGCCCUGUGACCAGGACCAAGACCGUUGCUGGAGAGGUCAUCACUGAGGUUUACACGACCACUAGCUACAUCUACGAUGUUGUCAAGACCACCGACUACGAGCACGUCAAGCAGCCUGAUGUGACCAAGCACGAGACCGAUGUUGUCUACAAGACCCGAACCACUGUCUGCCCUGUCACUGUCACCAAGACCAUUGCUGGUGAGGUUGUCACCCAGACCUACACUACUACCAGUGUGAUCGAGGAGGUCGUCCAGUCUACCGACUAUGAGCACGUCAAGCAACCCGAUGUCACCAAGCACGAGACAGACGUUGUCUACACCACUCGCACCACUGUCUGCCCCGUCACUGUUACCAAGACCAUCGCCGGUGAGGUCGUCACUCAGACAUACACCACCACCAGUGUCAUCGAGGAGGUUGUUAAGACCACCGACUACGAACAUGUCAAGCAGCCCGACGUUACCAAGUAUGAGACCGAUGUUGUCUACAAGACCAAGACCAACGUUCACCCCGUCACUGUCACCAAGACUAUUGCCGGCGAGGUCAUCACCAGCGUCUACACCUCCACUGACUACGAGGUCGUCAAGGUCCACAGCACCGUCUACGACCAGGUUAAGCAGCCCGAUGUCACCAAGCACGAGACCGACAUUGUCUACCAGACCAAGUACGAGGUUUACCCCGUUACUGUCACCAAGACUGUUGAGGGCGAGGUUGUCACCAACGUCUACACCUCCACCUCCGUCGUUGUCGAGAAGGUUGCAACUACCAUCCCCGCCUACGAGACCAUCGUCAAGACCAUGGGCAAGGGCGUCGUCGUUACCCAGUACUCCAAGAUCAUCCACACCGUCGGUGGUGGCACCGUCUACCAGACCGUCGCUCCUGAGCCCACCACUGUCCAGCUUCCUGAGACCGAGGUUGUCACUCAGCCUGAGGUCACUGUCCCUGCCACUCCCACUCCCACUGCUGAGCCCGAGCCUGUUGUUAACGGCGCUGCUGUCGCCGCCAACAAGGCCCCCGUCUUCGCCUUCGUGGCUGGUAUCCUCGGUGCCUUCGCUCUCCUCUAA
This is a messenger RNA of Fusarium coffeatum, 1428 nucleotides long. RefSeq lists its product as uncharacterized. The transcript is spliced from 2 exons. Bases 1 to 1428 code for a protein of 475 amino acids. Lineage: Eukaryota; Fungi; Ascomycota; Sordariomycetes; Hypocreales; Nectriaceae. The record is from RefSeq and is a predicted model, not a curated record.